This is a messenger RNA of Puccinia graminis f. sp. tritici CRL 75-36-700-3, 597 nucleotides long. RefSeq lists its product as uncharacterized. The record is from RefSeq and is a predicted model, not a curated record. Gene Ontology annotation, molecular function: dimethylallyltranstransferase activity; (2E,6E)-farnesyl diphosphate synthase activity. Gene Ontology annotation, biological process: trans, trans-farnesyl diphosphate biosynthetic process. Bases 1 to 597 code for a protein of 198 amino acids. Gene Ontology annotation, cellular component: cytoplasm. NCBI's taxonomy places the organism in Eukaryota, Fungi, Basidiomycota, Pucciniomycetes, Pucciniales, Pucciniaceae. The transcript is spliced from 5 exons.
AUGGAGUUGACUUUGGGCGGAGGUAUGAGUUUUGAGUUAGCCUUUGCGAGGUACGGCCUGUUUUGGGGAGUAAACUUCGCCUUCAACCAAUCAGACCGAGCCAAACCUCCCAACAACAUCAACCACUCGAAAACCGACACUCGAUCUACUUCGCCUUCGGCCGAUCCAGAACGGCCCAAAGUUGGAAACAUCACGAUCAACGAUUCGUUGAAGUUGGAAGCUUGUAUCUACGUAUUACUCAGGAAACACUUCCAUAAUCAUCCGGCUUAUCUUACCAUCCUCGAAUUGCCACCUCCCACACGGAAUUCGGUCAACUCGCACCAUCUCAUUCUAGUUUACAAAACCUCAUUUUAUUCGUUCUACUUGCCUGUGUCAUUGGCGCUGAGCCUCCAUGGAAUCACCUCGCCCUCCGACCGAGGGUCGACCGGAAACUCAACGAUCGAUCUGUAUAGACAAGCCAUGGAUAUCUUCUUGCCGCUCGGCAAAUACUUCCAAGCUCAGGACGACUGCUGGGAUUGCUGUGGCGACUCGAAGGCAGUCAGAGGGUCGGAGACAUCGUCGAUAAUAAAUGCUCUUGGAAUGUCAACGUCGCUCUGA